CAGAGAGGUACCCGCAUGGACCAAGCCAAGAUGCUGUGAAUCUUAACCUUGAGCCUCGAUUUUUUUUGACAAGAAAAAUGGCACACUGUUGCGGCAACCUGACUGGCAUCUCAAAGAAACGCCACAGAGCAGCAACAUUGGAGCACGUGGCAGCGACGGGCAGGCGCAGACAACAGACAGCCGGCAGCAGGCUGAUGUACCCAUCACGAGGUUCCGCGACAGUCUCGUGCCUGCCCGUUUUGCGUUGAGCCCCGAUCGUCCAGGGAUGGCCCUCAUUGGCCUUGGCCACCACGGCGGUCAAUAAGCGGGGCCUACAGGCUGUCAUUACUUGCCGUUGCUUUGCUCAGCGUGCCGUCCAAUCCAGUCCCGUGGCGGGUGUCUGGGCUGUCUAGCGCCCGUGAGCGUGCGGGACGACCCCUGUGACAGGGACCAACGCUGGCUGAGGCCCUCAUGAAUUUACUUUGGACCCUGCCCGCCACCACAAAAACAACAUUUACUGCUGUGUCUGCACAAUCACCACCAGAACUUUUCCACGCCAAAACUGCCCAAAGCCGCUCCUGCCCGCCGCAUUUUCCCAGCCCAGCCGCCGAUCGCAAGGGCCAAGCAGCGUCCCGUCCCGCUCUUUGCCUCAUUUCGAGGCCCUCGUCUCGACGAGGGAACAGCCCCUCGGUGACGACAUAGUACCGGCCUCGCUGGCAGUGGUGCCUCGAGCAGCCACCCAACCAGAAUCGCCAAGAUGCGAGAUCCGUUCCCCAUACCGAUAAUCCCCGCCCUGAGCAAGGCAGUCGAGCCCCUGGCCGAGAAGCUCUCGUUAUCGACGCUGCCGCUGCACAUCCACGAGGUUGUUGCCGGCGUUCUUCUCUACACCUUCGUCCAGCUCGUCGUCUCGCCAUGGAUCUCGAUGAAGCUCUGGCCAAAGUACUAUCCCCUCCAUGACCGAGGCAAGCGUGUCAGCUGGGACGCCCACGUCGUGUCCAUGGUCCAGAGCUGCCUCAUCAACGUCCUGGCCGUCUGGGUUAUGUUCGCCGACGAGGAGCGCUGGAACAUGGACCGGGAGCAGCGUGUUUGGGGCUACACGGGCGCCCACGGCAUGAUCCAGGGCUUGGCCGCCGGCUACUUUGUCUGGGAUCUCAUCGUGACCGUCAUUCACCUCGACGUUUUCGGCCUCGGCCUUCUGGCCCACGCCAGCAGCGCCCUGGCCGUCUAUUCGUUUGGCUUUAGGCCGGUCCUCAACUACUACGCGACCACCUUCAUCCUUUAUGAGUUGUCGACUCCCUUUCUGAAUAUCCACUGGUUCUUGGACAAGCUGGAGAUGACGGGGACCAGGGCCCAGCUGUACAACGGCAUCUGCCUCAUCACCGUCUUCUUCUCGUGCCGCCUGGUAUGGGGCAACUACCAAUCUGCCAUGGUCUACAAGGAUAUGUGGCACGCCGUGAAGUCGGGCCCAGCCAUAUUGGCGUCUCAGACAGCCAACAGCGCUUCCGUCGCGUACGGUGGUGACGACAUCAUGAGGUUCGCCCAGGACGCCGGGCCGAUCCCCAUGUGGCUUACUGGCGUCUACUUGGCAAGCAACAUGACGCUUAACAUGCUCAACGUCCACUGGUUCUUCAAGAUGAUCAAGGCUGUCAAGAAGCGCUUCGAGCCGGCCAAGGAUGCGCCGAAAUCCAAGGAAAAGGUGGCAGCCGUCACCCCCAAGGGCGUCGCUACGGGCCUGCAGCAGAAGGCUGACGAGCUCCGCAAGCGACAACUGCUAGACUCAGUGCCUGCUAUCGAGAGCGACCUCGCCGAGAUGCAGUAGUCGAGUAUCGAGCCUGAUUUUUCGGUCCCUGUCGCGCUUCACGCCGCGUCCUCGCCCAGACCCGCGCGGGCACAGAGAUUGCUUUGGGUCGUCAUGUGGCCCAAAUCUCCGUCCCUGUCGCCAGUUUUGGUGUCCUUCUGUUUCUAGGUUUCUAUUGGUUGGUUAUGGCGAUUAUAGAUCAUGUAUAUAAUGCUCGUCGAUUGCUUAUUUGACUGUUACCUCCUGCACUGCGCCUCGCCCAUAUGCUUUUCUCUCGGUUUCCUGCACCACAGGGGGAUAACCACGCCAUGCAAGGUUAUACCUUGG
Gaeumannomyces tritici R3-111a-1 is the source of this 2104-nucleotide messenger RNA. RefSeq names its product transmembrane protein 56. The transcript has 2 exons. The record is from RefSeq and is a predicted model, not a curated record. Gene Ontology annotation, cellular component: endoplasmic reticulum; membrane. NCBI's taxonomy places the organism in Eukaryota, Fungi, Ascomycota, Sordariomycetes, Magnaporthales, Magnaporthaceae. The coding region runs from base 737 to 1798 and encodes 353 amino acids. Gene Ontology annotation, biological process: lipid homeostasis.